Messenger RNA from Schistosoma mattheei, 3327 nucleotides. The record is from the annotation of a GenBank genome assembly. Lineage: Eukaryota; Metazoa; Platyhelminthes; Trematoda; Strigeidida; Schistosomatidae.
UGACAUUACAGCUGAUGUCAGUCCGUAAUGAAAACCCUAAAUAUAAUUACUAACCUUAACUAUCAACUGUAAAUCAAAAUUCGUAUUCCUCACAAAGGUUUAUAAUCCUCAUCCAUUCUUAGUUAUUGAGUGGACAGUUUCAAGGUCAAUCUAGGUCGUCCAUAAAUUAUAGUCUAAUCAUUGAUUACAUGAACUACUUGUCAAAGAAACAUACUUGUUUACAAAAUAUUAAUGAAUAACUAAGUAGAACAAACAUUGUAAAUGAUUAUCUAAUAUAAUAAAAAUGUAAUUUUAAAUUAACUAACAGAAACAAAUAUAGUCAUUUGUUCAACUAUUCAAUCCGUUGAAUAUAAAUAAAUAAAUAUUUUAUUAAAGGGAAUUCAAAUAUUGUGUAAACUAUAAAUACACGUGAUACUUUUCUGUCUAAUCUAUUGGUUAAAUACUUGACAAAUCAAGACUAUGCACUAAAAUAUGAAAAAAAGUAAAAGAUGGGUUCAAAAGAUUUUUAUUUUUAUUUAAAACUAAGUAAAUAAACAUUGACUUUAGUAAUAAAAAAACAAACAAACAAAAUGAUAUAUAAACUGAUUGAAAUGAUCAAAUUUCUAUCUUAAAUGAUGACAGAUCUGUAUGAAUAUUUCUAUCAUUAAAGAUUCAUCAAGUAUAUUAUGAACUGUAAUAAUUAUCAUUUGUUAAGAUAUUGGUUGAAUUUAUUUCACAGUUGAUAAUAUUUCUUUAAACACUCUCUUCACACUUAUUCAUAUAUCAAAUAUAUAUACAUAUAUAUAAAGAGAGAGAACUUCUUUGAAUGCAUUUAUAUCGUUUUGCAAGUCAAAUUCUUAAUGAAAAAGAAUUCGAUCUUAGAUUAUUACGUCUAGGUCGUUUUCAACCUUGGGGAUUUCGAUUUAAUAAAAAUCAAGGACAUCUAUGGGUAUCUGAAGUAUAUCCUUGGUCUCCAGCUUUUGGUUGGCUUGAGAUUGGAGACGAAAUUCUAGAAAUUGAAGGUCAUUUAGGUACCGAAUUAACAGAACAAGAAUCUUAUUCACUUACUGAAUUGAAAAGUAAUUAUCUACGUCUUGGAAUUCGACGCUUACCAAUGUUUAGUAAUCAGUAUAUGGGAACAAGGCCAACUUCUAGAAAUCUUUCAAGAGCUGCCAGUACAACAGUCUAUGGUCAAUCUGGACCAUAUUCUAGACUUAAUGCACAACAACCUCAACAGAAACCAGUAAAUGCCAAAGAUAAUAAUGAUGUUGAACCAGAAGAAGUUGAUUACAGUUUUAUGAAUCUACCAGUUCGUGAAAGACGAAAACUUUUUCUUGGUGGAGGUCAACCGCCUACUAUUCAAAGAGGUUAUCUACAUUCAUUAACAAUGCCAAGAAAAAGAAACGAUGUAAACAAUUUUCAUAAUCGAUAUGAAACUCAAUCGGAAUAUGGUGGAACAGAUCAUAACUUUGGAUGGGAUGCUCCAGUAACACCAACAUGGGUUAGAGAAAAUCGUACAACCAAUACUAGUGAACCAGUAAAAUCAAGAUCAACUAAAACAUUCAGUUUGUCUACAAUGCCAUCAGAAAAAUCAUUUCAACAGGAAUUCACUCAAUAUGUUGCUGGACCACCUUCACCUCGUUACAAUCAGAACCCACCUGCUACUACAAACUAUUUCAAUACUGUGCAACCAAAAUCUAAUUAUAAACAAAACUAUCCUCAAUACUCUGCAACUAUACAUGUUCAAGAUUCACAUCCAACUGGGAACAUAACAUCUGGACGAGUGUACAAUGGAAGCUCAACACGUAUCUACCCAGCUAAACAAUAUAAUUCAAGUUCAUCACCUGUUAGACCAAUUACACCUUCAUCAGUCUAUCCAUCAUAUAAUUCGUACAAUUCAAUAUCGCGUGGUUCCGGCAGAGUUGUACAACCUCUACGUGUAAAUGUAUACAACAGCGAUAAUGCAUCUACGGUAUACAGUCCACAUAGAAAAGUAGAAAGUUCUCCCAACUGGAAUCCUAGUUCACCUAUUUAUCCAGCAUAUCCAGCCUAUAUGGAUAAAUCAAAUCAUGUUGAUAUUCAGCCUUUACGUUAUAGACGAGAGCAAUCUGUUCGUCCAGUAACAAUCUAUUCAACAAAUAAUCCAUCAACUAAUACAACAAUUGAAACGAAACAAGUAUGGAAAGCUAUACCAGCUCAGAAUUGGUUAGAUACACAAAGAACAGUACGUAGUGGUACAUUUAUAACUACAACGAAGAAAAUUCCUACUGGACGACGUCCAGAUAUUACCAAUGAACCAUCAGGUGUGUCAGAGUUUUAAAUGUCAACAUCUAUUUGGAUUUAACAACAAUAACAUUACAUAACUACUUAUAUAUUGUCAAAUAUGAAAUAAAAAAGCAUUUUUACAUUUCUAGUAAUCAAUAUGACAUCGGAAAAUAUUAUAGAAUUAAAAAAGAGUUCAAUUGGACAGGAAUUGUUCUUCAAUGUAGUAAUUUAUUUCCCAAGAUUACAUCUAAUCAUUUAUUUUACCCUCGUUUUAACACUAUUUAAAUCAUUAACUAAGGUAACAUAUUUGUUUGUUUCUUUUUGCUUUGAUUUUAACAACAAAUAUAUAAGAUGACUCUUUUGGUUUGUUUAGUUUUUUCGUCAUGGUUUUCGUAUACAAACACUAAUGAGAUAAAAAAUGAAAAGUUAAUAAUGAAUUUAUAUAGAAUUAUUAUUAUUAUUAUACUUUUUUGUCUUCUCAAAAAUUGGUUCUCAUUACGUUCCUCUUUCUCCUCUUACUUAAAUGUUAUUUCGUAGGAUUACAGUUUUAUUUUCAUUUAAGUUGAAGAUUACAAUUCUUCAAUUUAUUUUGUUGUAAUUCAUUGAUAUAAAAUAUUAUUUAUCUUCAAAAUUGCAUGAGUUUAUUGUAUUAGUUAUAUUUGUUUUAUUCACUUAAAACUAUUUUUAUUGUUUCCAUUGUUUCAAUUAUUAUGACAAUCAUAGCUACUAAAGUUAUUAUUGAUUGUUAUUCAUUUCUAUUAUUCAUUGGCUUUAUCCUUUCAGAAUGUCUUAUUGAAUUUAAUCAAGUUACUUUAGGAUAUUUUUUAACUUCAUGGCAUGAUACGCUUUAACUAAGCUUUUGUCUUUUUUUUAAGUUUCCAAAAAUCGAAACAUGUACUUGUUUUCUAAAUAAAAUCUUUCAUUUAAUUUAUUAAAUAAUACAAUGAAAUACAAACAUUAGCAAAGAUACAUACAUACUGAACAUCACAUUAAACGAAUCUUCAAAGGAUUAUAUAUAUAUAUUGUGAUUGAAAUUCCCUUAUGAUUUGAUUAAACAAAUAAACUACCUUCCUUUAUUGAUCC